Messenger RNA from Chrysoperla carnea, 3312 nucleotides. It is a transcript of the gene spict, whose product is annotated as magnesium transporter NIPA2. Gene Ontology annotation, biological process: magnesium ion transport. Bases 160 to 1245 code for a protein of 361 amino acids. Gene Ontology annotation, cellular component: membrane. The transcript is spliced from 3 exons. The record is from RefSeq and is a predicted model, not a curated record. Lineage: Eukaryota; Metazoa; Arthropoda; Insecta; Neuroptera; Chrysopidae. Gene Ontology annotation, molecular function: magnesium ion transmembrane transporter activity.
UUUAAAUGUAAUGUAUUACUUAUAUAAAUUCUUGGAUAAGUGAUAGCUGAUUAAUAUAUUACGUAACAUAAUUAAAUAAUGAUAAUUUUUAAAUUAUAUUAAAACAUAUUUACCUUUUUGAAAUUGACAUUAAUAUAUUUAAAAAAAAAAUAUUUUGAAAUGGCUGGAACAGAUGGUACAAAUUUCAGUCAGCUUUACAAUGAGACUGAAUUUUAUAUUGGAAUGGGAUUAGCAAUAAGUUCAAGUAUAUUCAUCGGGUCAAGUUUUAUUAUAAAGAAAAUAGCAUUGAUUAGGCUUAGUAGGAUGGGAUCACUUCGUGCUGGAUCUGGAGGUUUUGGAUAUUUAAAAGAAUGGAUUUGGUGGGCAGGUUUAUUAUCAAUGGGAAUUGGUGAGGCGGCUAAUUUUGCUGCUUAUGCAUUUGCUCCAGCAUCUUUAGUUACUCCAUUAGGUGCAUUAAGUGUUCUUGUCGCAGCUAUUUUAUCUUCCAAAUUUUUACAUGAAAACUUGAAUUUACUUGGGAAACUUGGAUGUUUCUUAUGUAUACUUGGAUCGACAAUAAUAAUUAUACAUUCGCCAAAGGAGGAAGAAAUCGAUUCACUAGCAAUGCUCUUAGAAAAAUUACAAGAUCCCGAAUUUAUUUUAUACGUAUUAUUUGUAAUAAGUGUUGCUGUAUCAAUAGCCUUCUAUUUUGGACCUCGAUAUGGACAUCGUAAUGUUACCGUUUACAUAAUAUUAUGUUCAGCUGUUGGUAGUUUAACUGUUAUGUCUUGUAAAGGUUUAGGUUUAGCAAUUAAAGAAACACUCGGUGGUAAAAGUAAUGAGUUUGGUAAUUGGUUAACAUAUUUUUUCUUGGUAACCGUAAUCAUUUGUAUAUUUAUACAAAUGAAUUAUUUAAACAAAGCAUUAGAUUUAUUUAAUACCGGUAUUGUAACACCCGUUUAUUAUGUAUUUUUUACAACACUUGUUAUUAUCGCAUCCGCUAUACUUUUUAAAGAAUGGAAAAAUUUACAAGCACGAGAUGUUGUUGGUAAUUUAUGUGGAUUUUUGGUAAUUGUUGUUGCAAUUGUAUUAUUGAAUGCAUUCAAAGAUUUAGAUAUAUCGAUGAAUGAUGUACGUGGUAUAUUGAAACCGAAACGUGAAAUGUUAUCAAAUGUACGGAUUCAUGAACAGAGUUUGUUUAAGAAUGACAGUAGUUUAGAACAAACUUAUGGCAGUAAUAGUAGUACGGUCUCGCGUGCUAUGUGACAUGAUAUUAAACGGAAAUAGAGAGGGUAUGUGUUCAUCCCUAUAUUUAAUUUAAGUACUAAAAAGAAAACGCGAAACUUUUAAUUUUAAUUUACGUUAAAAAUACAUAAUAUUUGUAUGUGACUUUGUUUCCCUUGGUUCUUCUGGGUUCUACUAGGACAUCAUUCACCAAUACAUUAUGGGAUCGAAAGUGUCAAGGCUAUCGAAAAUUAAGAGUCAUUAAAAUAAAUAAAAUAAGUUCAAAGUUUGCAAUGAUGUACUUUUAAUAUCCGUUUAAGUUUUCCAUGCUGUAGUUUAAUAAAAACCCAAAAAGGAUUUCUAUAGUACAUAAGUUUAUCUUUAAUUUGAACGCGAGAAUUAAAAAAACAUUCAUUUUUCAAGUUUUGGUGAAGGUGAAAUAAAAAAAACUCUGAUUUUUGCCCAAAAUUACGUCUUACAUAUUUGCUCAUAUCUGAUUAACGAAAAAUCGUACAGACAAAAAAAAAACAUCAAAUGAGCGGGGAAAAAUACAGCAGCUGUCUAACGAGUAUAAAAGUUUUAAAUAAAGGAUCGUAAAACGUACGCAAGGUCAAUCCAGAUUUUUUUUUUCAAAAGCGUGCUGAAUUUUUGAAAUUGACCUCUGGAUGUGGAAGAGUCAAAAAGGGUUUAAGGACAACAAAGGUACAUGCAUGCAAAUAUUUUGUUUUUUUAAAGGAAAAAAUAUUGCGUUUUUUUUAUUGUUUAAUGUAUUUACAAAAUCGAAUUUUUUUGAUAUUAUUAUUCCGUAUAUUUUAAGAGGAUUUAGAAUCAUAGCCUAAUAAUUAAUAUUAAUUAGGAUCAAUUAAACUAAUUCUAAUUAAAAUUUUUAAUAUCGGGUAAUUAAUUGAAUAGAAAACCUUACGCAAAACUUGAUACAUGACAUAUAAGUGUGUAGAUCAUAGACUUAUAUAUUUAAAACAUGCAUUAUUUCGAGACUCUGAGUAGAUUUUUAUAACUAAGUGAAAAAAUAGCCUAAUAUAUUUCUAAUAAAAUACGCAAUCUCGGUAUUUAUCAUCAAAUUUCGAAUUUUGUUGGGUGUUUUUUUUUUUUUUAUUAUUGGAAAAAUCCCGAAUAAAUGUGAAGUUCCAAUGUAUGAGGUGUAUGUAUUUAAAAAUAAUUAUAUUGGUUUUGAAACUUCGUAUAGAACCCCCUAUUAUUGUCAAAAAAAUUUUGUCAAAUAGAUAAUGAUGGUCCAAAUUCAAUCAUAUCAAUAAUAUUUUACAAUUAAAUUUAAUUUUCUUAAUGUAUUAGAUCUAUAUGAAGCCAAUUAGAGAAAUAAUAAUAACGAAAACCACUUUUUAUUCUCAUAGACCCAUAUUUACGCUUCCGUGGACAUUUUACGCCUUGGAUCGACCCCAAAGUGGUCGAUAUAGACCACUUUGGGAAUUACUUAUUUCGAUAUUUUUACUUAAUAGAACUCCGACUGAUAAGAUCUAUAAAAAGUUGGAAUUUCGAACUUACUUUAAAACCUUCGUAAUCAAAAUUUUGUUAACUUUUCUGAGAAUGCUACGAAAUUUUCUUCUAGUAUUUAUUUUUUUUUAUUAGGUACUGUUUUUGUUGAUUUAUUUUGUUUUAAAAGAUAUAUUUAUGUCGCAGUUUUUUUUGUAUCUUAUAAAUUGUUGGUUGUGAUUGAGGAAUGAAAUGAAUACAAUAUAGAGCGUCCAAAUAUAUUAUUCGAAAAAUUGUGGAUAGAGGAUGGAAUUUUAAGUUGAAAAGUCCUUUGACGAGUUAGAGCUUCUUUUGUAUCGUUUUUGAUUUUAAGAAUUUCUCGAUUAAUGUUAAGAAAAAUGGAAGUUUUAUAAAAAGCAAAGUUGAAAGAAUUAAAAUUUACUUCAAUUUACUAUCAGACCAUUUAUUUGUUUACCUUAUAUUUACAGAGAAAUUUACGUUCAACGUUCUUAAUAUUAAAAUUUGAGUUUUUUUUCGAAAAUUGGGAUUUUCCUCCAAUGCAUCCGAAUUUCAUUCUCUAUCUAUAAUUUUUGUGCUAUUUAUUACUGCUGGAACACUCUGUAUUAUAAUUGCAAUGCAAUAAAAAUGCAAUGACUGAAA